UGCGAAAUUCCGUGACCCGGAAGUAUUUUUUUGUUGCUAACGAGACACUUAUCUAAGGUCGUCUGCUCGUCUUUCACGCUACUGAAAAUGUCAAAAUUACAGGUGUUGAAUGCGUUUCUUACUCAGAAAUUAACAGCGGUGGCUGUGGAGAUAUUUGGGGCAGUGGAGAAAAUGAUAACAGUGUACGAGGAAGAAAUGUCCCGCUCAAAUGAGGAGAGCAAACGACUACAAAGACUACUGGAUUCGGCUUACAAACCAGAGAUAAGAUUACAUAAAACAGAACCCCAGCAGCUCACUGUCCCAGUCCCUGAGGAGGUUCCCUGUGAGCAGGAGUGCAGCCCAGGUCUGGAGCAGGAGGACUCAGACCCUACACAGAUUAAAGAGGAACAGGAGGACCCAGAUCACACACAGAUUAAAGAGGAACAGGAGGAGAUCAGGACCAGACAGGAGGAAGAGCAGCUUCAGGGGCUGGAGUCUGAUAUCAAAGAGUUCAUAUUCACUCCUUCCUGUGUGAAAAAUGACUGUGAUCAGGACCCCCCUCAGCCCUCACAUCAUUCCCAAACCCUAACAAUGCAGACCAGAGAGAGGGACUUAGUAUGCAUCAGCACAACUACAGAGAUGGGAACUGAACCUGAUGGCGAGGGUUACAGAGGAACAGAAUCAAACAGUUACUCUCCACCCGUCCCUGUAGUAAAUGGAGCUCAAUGUGAAGUCAGUGAAAAUGUUAACGGGGCGGUGCCAGUCUUAAAGCUACUACCAGUGUUAAAGCUACUCAAAUCAAAGAGAAUGUGGACAAAUGAGAGACAAAAUUCCAGUACCUCUGCAGAGGGCUGGAAAACUGAUGCGAUGACCAAUCAGAAAUCAGCCAGUCAUGGCAAUGCUGCUCCUUGUUGCAAAGUGUGUGGGAAGUCUUUUAAAUUUCUGGUGGCUUUAAUUAAUCAUGCGCAAACAGUACAUGCAAAUGAUGCAAAACAUAUGUGUGGUGUGUGUGGAAAAAACAUGACCUCUUCUCAAUGUAUGAUAGAACACCAACAAUCUCACAUUGCAGAAAAACCUUUUUGUCAUAUUUGUGGCAAAUGUUUCCAUUGUAAUGCUAAACUGAGAACGCAUAUGCGUGUCCACACAGGAGAGAGACCAUAUUGGUGCCAAAAAUGUGGCAAAGGCUUCAGGCAGCAGCAAAACCUGAAAGAGCAUAUGAGGACUCAUACAGCGGAGAAACCGUAUAGGUGCGAAGAAUGUGGCAAAUGCUUCAAACACUCGAGCAGCCUGACCGUGCAUAUGAGGAACCACACGGGGGAGAGACCAUAUAAGUGCCAUUUUUGUGAGAAAUCCUUUGUCUCAGCAAGUAAACGAAGUCUCCACCAACGGAUUACAUUGGAAAGAACUGGAAACUGUUUCAGUGCAGCCAGUGCAGCAGAAGCUUUAGUCAUGUGGGGACCCUGAGAAAGCACAUGAAGAACAUGUACAAACAGUGCCCCCAAUUCCAAACCAACACCGCACCCCAAGCGACUCACGUUGCGUUCCAACCAAUGUUGUUGAACUUAAAGAGGGUCACUUUCAGAAUGGAGAUUGUAAUUAGCCCCUAACCCCUCAAGAAUUUUCACUGAUUCAUCUUUGGGAGAACAAUGAAAUCUCCUGCAGUGAUCAUUCAGUGACAGAAGACAUGUAAUGUACACAGAACCAUGUAGUGUGAUACAUUUAAAUCUUAUCCAGAGUGACUUACAUUUAUUGCGUUCAUCUUAAGGCAAGGUUUCCCAAAGUAGGUCCUAGGCCUCCCCGAGUGCACGUUCUUUUUUUGUUGCUUAGCACUACACAACUGAUUUCAAAUCAUCCAAGUUUUAUGAGUUGUUGGUUAUUUGAAUCAGCUAUGUAUUGCUAGGGGGAAGAAAAUAAAAAAAGUUCACCCAGGAGAAACCCUUUGAGAAACCCUGUCUUAAGGUAACUAGGUGAGACAAGACCAUAUAUCACAGUCGUAUAGUAAACAAACAAAAAAAAAUGUUUAAAAGGUGAAGAUGCUGUAAAUCUACAUAAAUGCAUAUAGUGACCACUGAAUUGCUGUUACUGUAGGAUAGACAGUCCUACACCCUUCCACAUUCUGUGAUAAUUUAUUUUUGAAUUCAUUGUUUGUCCAUAUAUUCUCAGCUUGGUAGACAAAAAACAAUCUGUGCUGUCAUGUAGGAUGUUUAGGAUGUUCAUGUAACGGUGUUGUUAUUGAGGCAUAGUUUUACUUUGUCUGUAAUAUCUCUGCUGUGAGAAAAUGGAAAAUAAGUUUAAAAAAAUAAGCGCUCCUUUGUCUUUUGCCGCCAUGCAGCUUAGCAAAUGUUAAAAUAAAAUAGAUAUUGAAUUGAAAUAAUAAAAAAUAUGUUUUGGCUUUA
This is a messenger RNA of Oncorhynchus kisutch (coho salmon), 2375 nucleotides long. Its product is annotated as histone-lysine N-methyltransferase PRDM9. The coding region runs from base 88 to 1443 and encodes 451 amino acids. Gene Ontology annotation, molecular function: DNA-binding transcription factor activity, RNA polymerase II-specific; RNA polymerase II transcription regulatory region sequence-specific DNA binding. The record is from RefSeq and is a predicted model, not a curated record. The transcript is spliced from 2 exons. Lineage: Eukaryota; Metazoa; Chordata; Actinopteri; Salmoniformes; Salmonidae. Gene Ontology annotation, biological process: regulation of transcription by RNA polymerase II. Gene Ontology annotation, cellular component: nucleus.